Messenger RNA from Zasmidium cellare ATCC 36951, 1788 nucleotides. RefSeq lists its product as uncharacterized. The record is from RefSeq and is a predicted model, not a curated record. NCBI's taxonomy places the organism in Eukaryota, Fungi, Ascomycota, Dothideomycetes, Mycosphaerellales, Mycosphaerellaceae. Gene Ontology annotation, molecular function: guanyl-nucleotide exchange factor activity. Gene Ontology annotation, cellular component: cytoplasm. The coding region runs from base 1 to 1788 and encodes 595 amino acids. The transcript has 2 exons.
AUGGCGCAGAUCAAAUACGUGAAGAGCAACAGCAAGGCCAAGAACGCGUCUGAGUCGACCGUUCUCAAGCCAAAGGCCAACACCAAAGCCAAGGUCACCAAACCCGCUCCAUCAGCAAAGGACAAGACCGCCGCAGCCGACAAGUCUAAGACCAAGACCACCGCCACGAAGAAGACCACCGCCGCAAAGGCCAAUGGCACCGCGAAGCCCGCCGCUCGUGGCCGGCCCAAGAAGACAAAACCUGAGACUGAGGGAGAGACGACUGAGACAAAGAAGGCCGCUACCAAGUCCAAGGCUCCUACCACCAAGAAAGCGCCAGCAAAGAAGGAUGCUGCAGAGGACACCGAGCAGGCAACCACCAAGCCGUCGCGCAAGCGCAAGGCCGCCGAUGAGGCACCAGCUGCACCAGCGAAGAAGGUCAAGGUCAUCACCAAAGGCAAGGUCAUCAGCGAGCCACCCACCAAUCGUCUGAACGUCUACGUAUUCGGCGAGGGCACUGCCGGUGAACUCGGACUCGGUACCGCCAAGAAGGCAGUCGACGUCAAGCGUCCACGUCUCAACCCAAACCUCAGCGCGAAGGACAUCGGUGUUGUGCAGAUCGAAGCUGGUGGCAUGCACUGCGUCGCGCUCACGCAUGACAACAAGAUCCUUACGUGGGGCGUGAACGACCAAGGAACUCUUGGGCGUGACACCGAGUGGGAGGGAGGAUUGAAGGAUAUGGAUGACGCUGCUUCAGAUGACAGCGAUGAUGAUGAGAAAGACGACAACGGUCUCAACCCUAAGGAGAGCACUCCAGGAGAGGUCGACUGGUCUGAGACGGAGAUUGCAGAGGGCACGCGCUUCGUGCAGGUCGCUGCAGGUGACUCUAGCUCAUUCGUCCUCACGGAUGACGGCAAGGUCUAUGGCUGGGGCACGUUCCGCAGCAACGACGGCAUCUUCGGCUUCACGCCAGAGGUCAAGAUCGCCAACCGCCCAGUGCUUGUUCCUGGUCUGAAGGACAUUGCCAGCAUCAAAGCUGGCGCAAACCACGCCCUUGCCAUGAACACCAAGGGCGCCGUCUACGCCUGGGGCUCGGGUCAGCAGAACCAGCUCGGUCGCCGCAUCAUCGAGCGCACCAAGGAGAAGGGUCUCAUUCCAUGCGAGUUCGGUCUUCCAAAGGGCGCGAAGAACCGUAUCACUUCCAUCGAGACUGGCAGCUAUCACAGCUUCGCCAUUUCCAAGAAUGGAGAAGUCUACGCGUGGGGCCUCAACAACUUCGGCGAGACUGGCAUCAUGGACAAUGCUGGCCAAGACGAUGCGGUCGUCAUGAACCCAACCGUGGUCAAGUCGCUCAAGGGGAAGAACAUCAGCAGCAUUAAGGGAGGCGGUCACCACAGUCUCGCUGCCACCGAAGACGGCGACUGCCUCAUCUGGGGUCGCAUCGAUGGCGCACAGACCGGCAUCGCCGCUGACCAACUCUCCAAGCUGCCAGCAGAUGCCCUCAUCAAGGACGAGACCGAUCGUCCACGCAUUCUGGCUGAGCCAACCAAGGUCAGCGCCAUCCAAGGAGAAGUGAUCAAGGUCACUACCAACUCCGAUCACAACAUCGUCAUCACCAAGGAUGGCAAGGCGUGGUCUUGGGGCUUCUCCGCCAACUACCAAACCGGUCUCGGCACGGACGACGACGUUCCUGUCGCCACCCUGAUCGACAACACUGCUGUUCGCGAUCAGAAGCUGAACGGAGCCACCACCGGUGGCCAGUUCAGCGUCCUCACUUCACCAGCUGACGUUGAGAUGGCUGAUGCAUGA